GUUGAAUAUAUUUUUAUUUUGUGACGUUGGAUGUAUUUCUUUCUUUUUGUUUUUAAUUAUGGUUUUAAAGCGAUAUCAACAGUUACAAAAAUCAGAACUCUUUGAGUUUUUGAGUGAUUUCGAAAAGACAUAUGACUUUACUUCAUCUAGUGAAAAACAAGAGUUUUUACUAGUACUUUUGACUGACAUGAUGCAACAAGACUGGGAUGAUCAAGGUAUGUUUAAACACUAUAUAAGAAUGAUAUUUGAUUCUAUAGCAUUACAGUAAAGACACAGGCACUGUCUGUCAUAAGAACCUUAGGUAGAAAUCCACUUGGAUCAGAUCCUAUUUUUACAAAAGAGGGCAUGAUUACUUUAAUGAAAUUGGCUGGUAUUUAUCAUCCCGACCAAGUGACAGACACAACAGUAUCUCGGGAAGCGCUUAAAUGUAUAGCCAAUGCUAUCUUUUUAAAUGAAGAAGCCAAGGCCUAUUUAGAACAAGAAAAGGGGCUAUAUGCACUUCAAUCCCUAUUGCAAUCUAAACAACUCAGCCUCGAGACACAAUUCCUUACUUGUCGUAUUUUGUUCUUCAUGACUGUCAAUCGACAUGAUUUAGUGCAACAAUUAAUAGAUGCAGAUAUUGCAUCUUCCAUUGAAAAAGUCUUGUCGGACAAUGUGUCUUCAUUAGAAGAUCCAGAUAAAAGAAAUAAGCUGGACAAGAACACAGUCAUCAACCCCUGGACAGUUACGAGUGAAGCAUUGAAGCUCUUGUUUAAUUUACUCUUGGUUGAAUCCCGCCAAUCAGACACACCAGAUGCCACAGACACAUUUAGACAGUGUCUUGUGCCUGUGUUCCAUUUACUGUUUGCAGUGCCUUAUCCUGAACCACAGCCACUGGCACCCCCUCAUUCACAAGGUAUUCAUGCACUCAUGCAGUUUCCCUUUGAGACGAUUGCUGUUGUAUGGCGAGCACAGAAAGAGUGGACCAAGACACUCUAUAAUACAGUAGAAGAAGGGGCCGAGUUUGUCGUGAAUAUUCUGGUCAAUGUGCUUGACCGUGCUAUUCAUGUCUUGAUACCCAAUGGUGACCCUGAUCAUACAGAUCAUGAACAACAAGCAGAUGCUGCUAUUGCCCCUGUUCUUUUGGUCUUGGCUACAUUGGCUGAAGGCAGUCCUUAUGUUCAAAAGAGCUUGAGUGCAAGAAUGUUACCCAGUACAGAAGACCGUAUCCGUCCAGUGCAUGAAGGUAAUAGUCUCCCUGCUUAUCUUAUUCGAUUCAUGACAAGCACCAUGAUGCCACAAUCCCGCAAUGCCGUCUGUGAGACAUUGUUUAUUCUGUGUAACAAAGAUGCCAACAUGUUUACACAGCAAGUGGGUUAUGGUAAUGCUAUCGGUUUCUUGGUCAACAAAGGUAUUCCCAUGGAUCCCCCUCAAGACCAUGAUGAACUACAUGAUAUUAACCCCAUCACGGGCCAAUUCACUUCUUCUGAGAAACAAGGCCCUGACCUGAAAGACAUGACAGACGAAGAAAAAGAAAGAGAAGCAGAAAAACUGUUUGUGCUAUUUGAACGAUUGAAAAAGACAGGUAUUAUCGAUGUUGAAAAUCCGAUUGCCAAAGCUAUGCAGGAGGGUAAAUUGGAGGAAAUCAAGAGUGAUUCAGACAGUGAAUAAAAUGUUUCCUUUAUAGUAACUUCUUUACAUAAAAACUUACUUCUCCUUUUUUUUUU
Molecule: messenger RNA, 1706 nt
Organism: Gilbertella persicaria
Lineage: Eukaryota; Fungi; Mucoromycota; Mucoromycetes; Mucorales; Choanephoraceae
Product: guanine nucleotide exchange factor
Exons: 5
Coding region: 346-1650 (434 amino acids)
Biological process (GO): G protein-coupled receptor signaling pathway
Cellular component (GO): cytoplasm
Molecular function (GO): guanyl-nucleotide exchange factor activity; G-protein alpha-subunit binding
Source: RefSeq, a predicted model, not a curated record